Messenger RNA from Acanthosepion pharaonis, 873 nucleotides. Lineage: Eukaryota; Metazoa; Mollusca; Cephalopoda; Sepiida; Sepiidae. The record is from the annotation of a GenBank genome assembly.
AUGACAAACCACGUGAUGCGUAAUCCCAUCGAUCACGUGUCAAUAUUACGUCACAUCUCCCCCUCUCUCUUCCAGUUUCACUUUGUAAUCACUCUCUUUCUACAUUACCUCCCCUUACUAUAUCUCAUUAUUUGUCGCCCUCUCUUUUCUUUCUCUCUCGCAUUCUCUCCCUAUUUCCCUAUGUAUUUCUUUUUUGGUCUUUCUCUCUUCCUCCUAACGCUCUUUAUCUCUCUCUCUUUAUGUAUCACGCUUUCAUCUGCCUCCUUUCUUCUCUCUUCUACCCUUUUUAUUUCUCCGUUUUCCUUACAUUUCCUCUUUCUCUCUCUCUAUAACAUCAUCUUUCUUUAUCUCUCUUCCUUCCUCUUUAUAUUUUUGUCUAUGUCUUUCUCUCUAUCUCCUUUUCUUACUCUCUCUAUUAGCUCUUCUCGAUUCCUUUUUAUUCUCUCUCUCCCUCUCUCCCGCUGUCACUUCUUUCCUCUCUACUUUUUUCCUCCUCCUUUCUUUUAUCUCUUACCCUCUCUGGAAAAUCUUCUUUCCAUCUCUCCUUCCUUUAUUUUUAGUUUAUUUUCUCUUUAUUAUCUUCCCCCCUCUAUUUCUUUCUCUCUCUCUCUCUCUCUCUCUCUCUCUCAGGAGAAACUUAAAAUCAUUCGAAACCCAAACCACAUCUUUCAUUGGUCUAAAAGAGCCGCCGAUGCGUAUUUUCUCCGAACUGCUCGACUGGAAGAAACAAUCGUGAUUGGAAGUCCCAGGCAGCUCUCUCUCUCUCUCUCUCUCUCUCUCUCUCUCUCUCUCUCUCUCUCUCUCUCUCUCUCUCUCUCUCUCUCUCUCUCAAAAUCACAAACAUUUAGAUUUUGGGUUUUGUCUCAUCUAUAG